GGGGGAGGGGCGGCGCUGCCCCUCCCCCUCCUGCUGCUGCUGCUGGCGCCCCUCCCCCCCCCGGCGGCGCGGGGGGCGCCGUUCCGGCCCGUGGUGGUCGUGCACGGGCUCUUCGACAGCCCCGGCGACUUCCGCCGCCUGCGGCAGUUCAUCAACGAGAGCCACCCGGGCGCGGAGGUGACGGUGCUGGACCUCUUUGACCGGGGCGCGUCGCUGCGGCCGCUGUGGCUGCAGGUGGCCGGGUUCCGCCGGGCGCUGGCGCCCAUCAUGGCCAACGCGGCCCGGGGGGUUCACCUGCUGGGCUACAGCCAGGAAUUCCCCUAA
Lonchura striata (white-rumped munia) is the source of this 324-nucleotide messenger RNA. Lineage: Eukaryota; Metazoa; Chordata; Aves; Passeriformes; Estrildidae. The record is from RefSeq and is a predicted model, not a curated record.